This is a messenger RNA of Tricharina praecox, 2743 nucleotides long. RefSeq lists its product as uncharacterized. Bases 447 to 2654 code for a protein of 735 amino acids. Gene Ontology annotation, cellular component: nucleus. Gene Ontology annotation, biological process: regulation of transcription by RNA polymerase II. Lineage: Eukaryota; Fungi; Ascomycota; Pezizomycetes; Pezizales; Pyronemataceae. The record is from RefSeq and is a predicted model, not a curated record. The transcript is spliced from 5 exons.
CAUCGCUGCGGACUUCCACGAGAUUAAAGAGGACUGCCUCUGAUUCUCUUGGUGCGAAGCUCAAAACCUCAUCCUCCUCAUCAUCAGCAUCAUCAGCAUCAUGGCUGCUUCCACCGGAGUAGCUUCGGGGUCUCCUCGUCAGACUGGAAUGCCAUCAGCAUCCCUUCGCCAACGUACUCCGAACCGCCCAAACCACAUGUCCCUCAGCAAUCUUUUGAAUGACGAAGGUCCGCCGCAGAAGCUUCAGCGCACAGGAGGCGACCAUGACGUUUGGUGUUCUUCCAGUAGAAAUGCUACCGCGAAUUUUGAAUCCAAUGGACGUUAUGCACCUCCUACAUCUCCAAUGGGACCUCCCGGUGUUAAUACGGCGGGGAUUCAGGGGGUAUUGAAUAACAAUACACCCGAACCCGAGAAAGCCGCUCCCGUGAGUGGGGAAAAAAGAGCCUAUGUCACUGGAGGCCCGAAGAUUAUCUGCGAUACCUGUAAAGAAAGUUUUACUUGCGACUCCCUCCUACGCAAAGCACACCAAACCGUUCAAAUGCAAGGAAAAGGGAUGUGAGCGAGCGAAUUCCGGCUUUACGUCUCCUAAUGACCUCAAGCGCCAUGAGAACUCGGUUCAUAAGGGCACCAAGGGACCAGCGACAGGAUUUAACUGCAUCUACGAUCAUUGUCGCGAUCGGAACAAGAUAUAUUUCAGACUCGAUAACUUCCGAAAUCACUUGAAGAAGCUUCAUGGCACCAAUGAACCUACGAGCAUGAAUAAUUUCCUUAAGCAGGCCGAAUCGGAAUGCCGAGUUGAAGUCAAUCCUGAGGAUGUGGGGACGGACCGAGGGUCAGCAUCGGAGACCAAUACCUCUGUCCGUAGUCGCAAGUCGGUUUCGUUCUCCCGGAAAUCGAAAAAAUUACAGUGGGUGAUAACGAGAGUCGACAACGGCAAUCUCCACCGUCCAAGACCAGCGUAUUAUGGACCAUCGGAAGAGGAAAGCUCGGAUAGCGCUAUGGAUAUGGACCGGUCAGACAUGGAAAUCACUAGCCCGCCUGCCCCAGGACCUUUAAUGAACGUAUUGCCAAUGUCUCCGGGUGUGCACAACCAGGAGCCCAUGUCCCCAACCCAACAGGAACAUAACCGGCAAUGGACACCGGUCAUUCCAUAUGAGCGCGAGGAGGAUACCAUUGCCCGAAGGAAAUGCAUGGCGGAAAUCCAGGUCCGGAUAAUGGAGAUGAGAUCCCAGUUCGACGUACUCCAGGCACAGUACGACGUACUUGCAGCCGAGGAUGCGAGAAUUGUUGAGCAGCAACAACAACAUGUCCAUGUAUAUCAGCAUGUUGGCGGUGUGGAUAUCCCAUCAAAAUACCAGCAGCAGAAUGUGAUAUCACCAUUGAAUCCCAAGGCUUUGGAGGAAUGGCCUGUCAAUAACAGUGAGACACUCGGUCGGUUCGUCCGACAGAGCCAAACGGAGGAUCCUCCUUAUUUCGGCCUACCCAGUGGGGAUGGUGGACAAAAGAACGGGAUCCCAGGGAGGAAUAAUAAUAAUGGAAGAGGAUCCGGACCGGAUACCUCGGGUAGCAUGAUUUCUCCUCCGGAGACGGUUGCCUCUCCACCAAGGGAAGCCCCCCCAGGAAUCGGACCUACCGUUGCCCAGGACUUCCGGGCAACACCGGGACCAUCUACGCCUCAUCCUUCAUGCGCCCCAUAUCAGCAUCUUCCACAACCACAACCGGUCAAUCGGCCGCCUGCCAACCCCCCGGUCGCUGCUGUUCGCGCCGUCCUAAGUGGACCACCUGAGAAGGCGUUCCGCUGUGGACAUCCAGGUUGCAAGAGCACGUUUGCUAGGAACUGCGAGUUGAGAAAGCACCGCAAGCGUCACACCAGACCGUAUGGGUGCACGGCUCGAUUCUGCCUCAAGCAGUUUGGAUCCAAGAACGAUUGGAAGCGGCACGAAAACAGCCAGCAUCAUAGGCUGGAGAGUUGGAAGUGCAGCCAUCCCGUGCCUCCUUACGGACCUGAGGACGUGUGCUCGGCCAUGCAUUUCCGGAAGGAGAACUUCAUCAACCACCUGAAAUCCAGUCUGCACAACAUCAAGACCGAGGUGGAGAUCAAAGCUUGGUCGGAGAAGUCGUAUAUUGGCGGCAGCGACCACCACAUCUUCUGGUGCGGCUUCUGCGUCAACGAUGCCGGGAAACAAGGGAGGACAAUCCGUCUUAAGAACCUGGGACUCACUGGAUGGGACGAGAGGUUUGACCACCUCGGAAGCCACUUUGAGAACGGGAUGAGCAUCCGGAACUACGUAUACCAGGACGAAGAUGCCAUCGAUUGCCCGAGUGUUUCAGACUCGGAGGAUGACGACUCGCCCGAACCACCGGAUUCUCCCUUGCACCAGCUCGCCCAUGCCUCGAUCAUCCACUCGUGGGUGGGCAACCACCCGGAUCAAGAAGAGCCGACGAUGCAUGCGACCCAGUCGAGUUCGCAUAUCGACAACACGGGCGCACACAGCAAAAAGUUGGCGUGGUAUUGCUGCCAAUGCGUACGAUCACGGAACGUGCCGCACCCUUUCUUGGUGGACUUGCACCCGAGCUGUCUGGGAUGCGAGCAUCAGCGAUGUUCGGGAUGCAAGCAGCAAAUACUUGACGCUGUGCUCGACCGAGCCCUAUAACGGUUGUAGCAGAGACAACGCCAGUGCGACAAGAUGCAGUUUCCUUGCGAGCAUGAGUUUUUGGGAGUUGAAGGUGUUGGGAGGUUAUU